Ahaetulla prasina is the source of this 751-nucleotide messenger RNA. It is a transcript of the gene NATD1, whose product is annotated as N-acetyltransferase domain containing 1. Lineage: Eukaryota; Metazoa; Chordata; Lepidosauria; Squamata; Colubridae. The transcript is spliced from 3 exons. The record is from RefSeq and is a predicted model, not a curated record. Bases 395 to 730 code for a protein of 111 amino acids.
UCGGCUGCUUCGGCUCCUGUCGGCCAGUGCGGGGCUUGGCGGCCGGAGGAUUUUUAAUUCUUUAUUUUUUAAUUUUUUUUCCCCUUCUUCUUUUUUCUUUUUUCUUUUUCUUCUUCUUCUUCUUCUUCUUCCCCUUACGAAGUUUCCUCUCCUGGAGAACCGCCCGCCUGGCUUCCCCGCAGCCGACCGCCAGGAUUGAUUGAUCGGUAUUGGGGGGGGAGGGGGGACCCCCACCCCCAUAUUCUACGCUCUUGGGGUGUCGUGUCCCCUACACACCCGGGCUUCUUUCCCCCCAUCCCCCCGAGCCCUUCCCCACCACGCGCGGACAAAGGCGAAGCGGCCGGGGCCGGCAGCAGAGGAGAAAGGCACCCGGGCUGGGUUGGGGGUUUCCUCCAUGGCGCAGGCGGCUCCGCUCAACCUGCUGGAGCCCGGCGGCUUCCCCAUCCAGGUGGAGCACGAUCGGAAGCGGAGGCAGUUCACCGUCCGCUUGAACGGUUGCCAUGAUAAAGCUGUCCUGUUGUAUGAAUAUGUAGGGAAGAGGGUGGUGGAUCUUCAACACACGGAAGUCCCAGAUACCUACAGGGGCAGAGGAAUCGCAAAACAUCUGGCCAAGGCCGCCUUGGACUUUGUGGUGGAAGAAGAUUUGAAAGCCCACCUCACGUGUUGGUAUAUCCAAAAAUAUGUCAAGGAGAACCCACUGCCGCAAUACGUGGAACGUUUGCAGUCUUAACACCGUACCUUGCUUGAAGAU